AACUCUGUAUUUCCUUGAGUUGCCAUGUUCAGCUUCUUCUUCAACCUCCCAAACACACUUACUGAACAUUUCUCUCUUUCUCUUUCUCUCUCUAACAGAAGAUGAGAACUCAUGUGGGAUUGAAGCUUUUAUCCACCAUCGUUCUAAUACUAUCGUCAAUCUUCCUCCAUGGAUACUCUCAAUCCGACACCAACGAUGCUGAAGUUAUGUUAGCACUCAAGAAGGCCCUCAACCCGCCACCAGAUCUCGAUUGGUCUGAUCCGAAUCCAUGCAAAUGGACCCGUGUCGUUUGCUCAGAUGAGAAGCGGGUAAUCCGUAUCCAAAUCGGUCAUCAAAAUCUUCAAGGAACACUUCCCGCAAGCCUCUCGAAUCUUACUCAGCUUGAGCGUUUGGAGCUCCAAUGGAACAAUAUCUCGGGUCCUUUACCCACUUUAAACGGGUUAAGCUCAUUACAAGUGUUAAUGCUUAGCAACAACUUGUUUACUUCGAUUCCUGCUGAUUUCUUCACUGGUAUGUCUUCUCUACAAUCUGUUGAAAUCGAUAACAACCCGUUUUCGAGUUGGGUCAUACCCGAAAGCCUCAAAAGUGCUUCAACUCUUCAGAACUUCUCUGCUGUUUCUGCUAACAUAACUGGUAAAAUACCCGAUUUUUUUGGGCCGGAUGAUUUCCCGGGUCUUGUUAAUUUGCACUUGGCUUUCAACGAAUUGGAAGGUGAACUACCCAUGAGUUUAUCAGGCUCACAACUUGAAUCUUUAUGGGUUAACGGGCAGAAACUCGGUGGAAAGAUCGAUGUUAUACAAAACAUGACAUUCUUGAAAGAGAUCUGGUUGCAUUCCAAUUCGUUUUCAGGUCCAUUGCCUGAUUUUUCCGGUUUGAAAGAAUUGGAGGUCUUGAAUCUUAGGGACAAUUCAUUCACAGGUCCUGUUCCUGUGUCUUUAACCAAUCUUGAAUCCUUGAAAUCUGUUGCUUUGACUAAUAACAUGCUUCAAGGGCCCAUGCCUAAGUUUAACAAUUCAGUUAAAGUAGAUAUGGCGAAGGAUACGAAUAAUUUCUGUUUGCCUGAGCCUGGUGACUGUGAUCCUCGAGUUAAUACGUUGUUGUUAAUCGCGAAAUCAAUGGAUUAUUCCCCUAAGUUUGCUAAUAAUUGGAAAGGGAACGAUCCAUGUGCAGAUUGGUUUGGGAUUACGUGCAACAAUGGCAACAUUACCAUUGUUAACUUUCAGAGAAUGGGGCUCACAGGUACGAUUUCCCCUGAGUUUUCAGCUUUGAAAUCGCUUCAAAGACUCGUUCUUGCUAACAACAAUCUCACUGGAACGAUUCCCGAAGAGCUCACCACUCUUCCCGCUCUUACCGAAUUAGAUCUCGCCAACAACAAUCUCUCUGGCAAAAUCCCAGUUUUCAAGAGUAAUUUGGAUCUAAACACAGCUGGGAAUCCCAAUAUCGGAAAGGUAAUCACUAAUUCCAGCGAUCCAAAUUCACCCAACUCUUCAAAUUCGCCAAAUUCAACUGGGGUUUCGCUAAAUGGUAAAAAGAAGUCAAAAAACUGGCUUGGGGUGGUUUUGUUUUCGGUUCUUGGGGGUAUAAUCGUCAUUUUCUUGAUCGCUAUCCUGGCGUUAUGCCUUUACAAGAAGAAGCAAAAGAAGUUUAGCAGAGUACAAAGCCCUCAUGCCAUUGUAAUUCACCCCCGAAACUCAGGAUCCGAUAAUGAAAGUGUAAAAAUCACAGUCGCGGGGUCGAGUGUUAGUGUAGGUGGACUUAGCGAGACACAUACGAUCCAAGCCACCGAAGGAAACGAUAUCCAGAUGGUGGAAGCGGGCAAUAUGGUAAUUUCAAUCCAAGUCUUGAAAUCGGUGACCAAUAAUUUCAGUAAAGAAAACAUAUUAGGUCAAGGAGGAUUCGGGACUGUGUACAAAGGCGAAUUACAUGAUGGAACAAAGAUUGCGGUUAAAAGAAUGGAAUGUGGUGUGAUUACAGGAAAAGGGUUAGCCGAAUUCCAGUCAGAAAUUGCGGUUUUAACAAAAGUUAGGCAUAGGAAUCUUGUGGCACUUCUUGGGUAUUGUCUUGAUGGGAAUGAGAAGCUUCUUGUGUAUGAGUAUAUGCCUCAAGGAACAUUGAGCCGACAUUUGUUUAAUUGGCCCGAAGAAGGGUUGAACCCGUUGGAAUGGACCCGAAGGUUGGCUAUUGCUUUGGAUGUGGCUAGAGGUGUUGAGUAUCUUCAUGGUUUGGCUCAACAAAGUUUUAUUCAUAGGGAUUUGAAACCUUCUAAUAUUCUACUUGGUGAUGAUAUGCGGGCGAAAGUUGGAGAUUUUGGCCUCGUUCGUCUUGCUCCUGAAGGGAAAGGCUCAAUCGAGACACGGAUCGCCGGAACUUUCGGUUAUCUAGCCCCCGAAUAUGCAAUUACGGGGCGUGUGACGACAAAAGUAGAUGUGUUUAGUUUCGGGGUGAUAUUGAUGGAACUUAUCACGGGCCGAAAAGCACUCGAUGAAAGUCAACCCGAGGAAAGCAUGCAUUUAGUAACAUGGUUUAGAAGAAUGCAUCUCAACAAGGACACUUUCCGCAAGUCAAUCGAUCAAACCCUAGACCUAACUGAAGAAAACCUAGCCAGUGUUAGCAAGGCGGCUGAACUCGCGGGCCACUGUUGUGCUCGUGAGCCAUAUCAAAGGCCCGACAUGAGCCAUGCGGUCAAUGUAUUGUCUUCCCUAGUUGAAAUGUGGAGACCUUCUGACGAAAGUUCCGAAGAUAUUUACGGAAUUGACCUUGACUUGUCAUUGCCACAAGCCCUUAAGAAAUGGCAAGCUUUUGAAGGAGGAAGUCAUACAAUGGAUGCUUCGUCUUCUUCGUUUCUUCCAAGUUUGGACAACACGCAGACGAGCAUACCGACUCGGCCUUAUGGGUUUGCGGAAUCGUUUACUUCAUUGGAUGGGAGGUGAUGAGAGGGGUAGAUUUGGAAUUUUAAUUCAUGAUUUUUUGGAGGGUGAUUUUUGGCUUGGUUUUAGGGUGGGUUUGAAUUAUUUUGUGAAUCUUGAGUUCUUGUUGUAAAGUAUGUAACUUUAGAAAGAACUUGUGCUUUUCCAUGUGUAGGGAUUCAAAUGGUCAAUAUUUUAUUAGAAUAGUCUUUUGUAACCUUGGAAAUUUGUGGUGGGGUUUGAUUUUUGUUUUAUUAUUUUAAAUUCUUUCUGUGAUAAGAACAAUAAGAAGGAAGUGCUUUGCCUUG
Messenger RNA from Lactuca sativa (garden lettuce), 3214 nucleotides. It is a transcript of the gene TMK1, whose product is annotated as transmembrane kinase 1. The record is from RefSeq and is a predicted model, not a curated record. Lineage: Eukaryota; Viridiplantae; Streptophyta; Magnoliopsida; Asterales; Asteraceae. Gene Ontology annotation, molecular function: ATP binding; protein kinase activity; protein binding. Gene Ontology annotation, biological process: protein phosphorylation.